UGGAGUUGCUGUGUCCAUAAUAAAGUUGAAGAAGUCUGUCCAUUCCAUCUUCGGAGUAUACCAGGAUCCGACUUCUCUCUUCUCCAGAGCCUGCUUGUGGCCAUCUCUUCCCUGAGCUGCCUGCUCGGAUUAUGCCUCUCUCCAAAAUGGAUAGCAUGUUUGACCUGAGUGCCGGCUCGUGGAAUCUUGCUGCCCAGGAUGAGAGUCAGAGCCCGAGCCAGGAUGAUCCAUCAUCCUCCGAGAACACUAGCAAGCGGUUGCCUGAGUACAAGGCCGUGGUGGUGGGUGCGAGUGGUGUGGGCAAGAGUGCACUAACCAUUCAACUGAACUACCAGUGUUUUGUGGAGGACCACGACCCCACCAUCCAGGAUUCCUAUUGGAAAGAGAUGACUCUGGGUGAUGGGGGCUGCGUUCUGAAUGUGCUGGACACGGCAGGGCAGGCUGCUCACAAGUCCCUGCUUAACCAGUGCCUGGAUGUUGGGGAUGGUGUACUGGGUGUUUUUGCCCUGGAUGACCCCUCAUCCCUAACCCAGCUGCAGCAGAUGCGGGCCACCUGGGGUUCCCGCUACACCCAGCCCCUAGUCCUUGUGGGCAACAAAUGUGAUCUAGUGACCAACACAGGAGAUGCUCACGCUGCUGCGGUGGCCCUUGCUAAGAGCUGGGGGGCCCCCUUUGUGGAGACCUCAGCCAAGACACGGCAGGGCGUGGAAGAGGCCUUUGCGCUGCUCAUCCAAGAGAUCCAAAGGUUCAAAGAGGCCAUGGCGAAGGAGGCUGCCAAAGGGCGUCGGGGGGCUAGGUCAGACCACCAGAAGAUUCAGUGCCACUGUGGCUGUUCUGUCUCCUGAUGUUCCCCAUCCAGUAGCUAGGCCCUCCUCCCCCAAGCCUAGCUUCAGGUACCUUCACCCCUAAGUGCUACUAGUCUGCUGGGGCUCAGUAGGA
Sorex araneus (European shrew) is the source of this 939-nucleotide messenger RNA. RefSeq names its product ES cell expressed Ras (gene ERAS). The transcript has 3 exons. Gene Ontology annotation, molecular function: GTPase activity; GTP binding; GDP binding. The record is from RefSeq and is a predicted model, not a curated record. Bases 132 to 845 code for a protein of 237 amino acids. Gene Ontology annotation, cellular component: plasma membrane. Gene Ontology annotation, biological process: Ras protein signal transduction. Lineage: Eukaryota; Metazoa; Chordata; Mammalia; Eulipotyphla; Soricidae.